GGAGGGAGAGCCGAUCCGUGCGCUCCUGAGUUUCCGUGACCGACGCCAACUCGGAUCCUACUACCGCGUCGCUAUUGCAUUUCCUUGGAGGAACGCUCCUCGCCAUUCCUCGACGAACGCGAUCGGCGCCGACCUGCCGACUUCUCUUCGGCUUGGCCCGUACCACCGCCGGAUACGUUCGCAGGCCCAGCAGCCGUAUCCGGCCCCUGCCUGGCCCUCCGAACCAGUAACCUCCGUGGCGGAAGCGUAUCUGGUCGCGAGACCGGUCGCUUGUCAGGCCCACCAUGGAGAAUGUCCCGUGUAAUGUCAUAUAUGUCGAUCGGUCCGUGUCGCGGGACCGGAGCAUCAAGGCCGGCGAGCAUGUCAGCGACGGAAGUGUUAGUGAGGUAGAACCGGCGCACGUUACGGAAAAUGCUGCGCUUCUUUUGGACGUGUUUGACGAAGUCCAUUUGUGCAGCACGGGAGGCGCAUGCCUGUCGCAAUGGCUGAGUCUCCAAGAGACCUCGAUGGCCGCCCUCAAACCGACUGUUUUUGUAUUGAACACCCCUCAUCAAGACGACGUCCCCGAGCCGGCCCGCUCGAGGUCUCCCUCGCCGCCAUCCAUAUUCACCAACGCUGGCGAAAACCAAGAGGAGGAACUAUACGGGCUGGCAUUGCUGCGGAGGAUCAUUUCCGAGUCUUAUGUGCGCAAUAUGUCCAAGCUUGUUGUCACGGUUCCCAUUGUUGCCUCUCGAUCUGUUGCCGAGAAUGGAGCGAGCGAAGCUAGGGGCCGCGGUGUCGGUAAGAGGAUGCUGAGGAAGUGCCUCGACGUGGGCGCCACGGAUGUCAUGACGAACCCCAUGAACGUCAAAUGCGUCACCAACCUCGAGAUUCACGCCUACCGCGCUCAACUGGACGCUGCUCGGGACCAGAAGGCCUUGGUGGAACUUCGCCGGGGCCGAAAACGCUCGUGGGUUGGCAUUUGCGAGGAGAAACCGUUUUCGUAUCUGCGGGAAGCCAUGGUCUCGAAGCUCAUGGGUCGGAUUUGCCGCAUUGGGAGCGAGACCGACGAGGUGGCUUGUAGCGUCAAGCUGUCCAUCACCCCUGAGAAGCAGGCUGAAGUCACAUCGGCAGUCAGCCAAUGGCAUUUUUGCGCCCACGAUUUCACCGAGGACGAGCUUGUCGUGGCGGCUUUGGUCAUGUUUAAGCACGCAUUGUCCAUGCCCGAGUUGGGGCCAUGGCGGAUACCAACAGACCAGCUACACCGCUUUCUUCUCGCCUGCCGGGCGGCUUACAACACGUUUGUCCCGUAUCAUAACUUCCGCCACGUGGUUGAUGUCCUGCAGGCAACCUUCCACUUCCUCGUCCGCAUUGGUGCACUACCACCCUAUCCCUCGGCUGAUGGUCUGCUCUCCAAGGCCUGCCACAAGUCACCAAUCGCAGAGCUUCUUCAACCCUUUGACGCCCUGACGCUUCUCAUCACGGCUAUUGGUCACGAUGUCGGCCAUCCCGGUGUCAACAACGGCUUCCUGGUGACACUGAAUGCGCCGCUCGCUCAGCUGUACAACGAUCGCUCUGUUCUCGAAUCGUUUCACUGCGCUGCCUACUCGCAGAUUCUGCGUCGUUACUGGCCCGCAACCUUUAGCGACAGCAAGAUGCGUCACCUGAUGAUCAGCUCGAUCCUGGCCACAGAUAUGGGCCUGCACUUCGACUACAUGAAGAAGCUCGGCGAUUUACAGGGGAAGCUGCGUCCCAACAACUCCACCGAGAACUGGGACGAGGGCGUCAAGAACGAGCAAAGGGCAUUGGCAUGUGCCCUUCUCAUCAAAUGCGCAGAUAUUAGCAACGUCAGUCGCGGGCACGACGCAGCCCUUCAAUGGAUGAACAUCCUUUCGGAGGAAUUCUCGCGACAGGCUAGCAUGGAGACCGAGCUGGAGAUCAAGACAUCGCUGAUGUCGGAGCCGAAGCAGGACAAGUUGUCCCUGACCACUUCCCAGCUGAAGUUCAUGAACCUGUUCGCCCUCCCGCUAUUCCAAGGCGUUGCGGACAUCAUGCCGGCCAUGCAGUACUGCGUCGAUGAGCUCCUCCUGAACAAGGAAUUGUUUGACCAGUCCUUGCUAGACGAACAAAAGCGGCAGUCGCCUACCGAACCGGUUCCACGGGGCAAUAAUAUCGACCUCUCCCCGAAAUCGAUAAAUUUCACAACCUCGCCAGACCCGGCGACGGAAGCGCAUCCAGCCAAGGGGGCAAUGGGGUCAGUACCAAAGGUUAUUGAACCCCAGAUGCCAGAACCAGCUAUUCCCCAGCAGGCGGAUACCUUCCAAAGACUGUAUCCAAGCUACAGGCGGCCUGCCGAUGGACGGGUGGUGAACGACAUUGUCACUAGUUUCUCGCCGGGCAACGACUUCAUCCAAAACGGGCCAUUCACUGCGAACGGUAGCAGCCAGCACCACGGCCACACCCGGCAGAGGUGCAGCGAAACAACGGACGGCAGUUCCGCCCCCAACAGCGGUGACUGGGCCUCACAGGCAACGAGCGCCACGACCGGACGGAUGCCGCUGUCACCCAGCACGCAGGGCACCAGCAUCGUGAGCCGCGAUUCAUUUGAGCGGCCCCACAGCUAUAGUACGAGCGUGCCCGUCCCCAGCUUGUCGGCACCCGACGAAUCACCCACCACCGUUCCAGUUUCGGCUGCUACCACCCAGAGCAAACCAGACAACAACGCCCCCAAUUAUCCGCCGCCUCCACUGGCGCUAGAUGGGGAGCAUGACGCUCUACAAAACGGCCACCAUCAAUACACGAACGGUGCGGCGGUGAAGAAGAACAGCGGACCCGAACCCGUUGAUACAACCAGCAGGCAGCUUAAGAAGAAGCCGAGCCGAUUCAGGAUUAAUGGGUUCCAAAACUUGUUUAGGAAACACAAGAGCUCGAGUCCGCCGAUGCAGGCGGCUGAUACCGCUGGGUAGCGUAGCGUUGGAGCACCGUUUGCUGCGAGCACGAGUCUAGUCCUCGUGCCCAUUCUUCUCGGUGGGGGCGGGACGAGGUCGGGUGGGGAAACCGUUCUACGCGGGUUCCCCUCAGCGUUCUGUUUCGUACUGAAAAUUGAAACUGGCGAGCGUCGUGUAUGAUGAUGGUGGGCAGUUGGCUCGUGGCCCUCUUCGCUGUCUCUUUUUUUGUCCAC
Chaetomium fimeti is the source of this 3160-nucleotide messenger RNA. RefSeq lists its product as uncharacterized. Bases 285 to 2945 code for a protein of 886 amino acids. NCBI's taxonomy places the organism in Eukaryota, Fungi, Ascomycota, Sordariomycetes, Sordariales, Chaetomiaceae. The record is from RefSeq and is a predicted model, not a curated record. Gene Ontology annotation, molecular function: 3',5'-cyclic-GMP phosphodiesterase activity; 3',5'-cyclic-AMP phosphodiesterase activity. Gene Ontology annotation, biological process: cGMP catabolic process. The transcript is spliced from 4 exons.